AUGAGUCAGACCUCAUAUUCUGUGAAGCAGACCUCUUUUCCGACCCCUUGGGGGGUACGGUACUUCAAGCGCGUAGAGGAACGGACAGGACACUACACAUCCAGUCGCAGUGAGUCACGCUAUGGAAGCGGGAUAAACUAUUCUUGGUCCUCAAAGUCAGUCACAGCAUCGUCAUAUUCAUGCUAUAAAGCGCAUUAUCCGCUUCUUUACGAAAAGCUGAAAUCACCCAGGGCUGCGCGCAAAAACUUCAAAGACUGGAAGGCAAGCGUCGUGCAGCUACCGCCGGAAACUCGCCCUGCGCUGCCGCCGCAAGAGCUUACCUUCACCGAGCUCAAGCCGAUGACGGACAAGCGCGGAGAGCUUCUCGUCCUCUCGUGUAGCCUUCAGCCGAGCUAUCCCAAUUUUGCCUUGACUUGCACGACAGAGUUCACGGACCGGCGCGAGGUGCGCAACGGGACGGUCCUCUCUAAUUUGCGCGGCGCAGGCGUAGUAAUAUCCACGACGGCAAAUUCAUGGAGGAUUUUGAUCGAGUGGAUGGGGUGGAACGGUGAUAUGCUUCGGGAUGCGCUGGGAAGUGAAACCAUGGACUCGCUGGAAGAAGUGAAAGCCGUGCGAAAAGGGGACAGCGCCGUUGCUCCAACUACGGCGCAGUUUGACAAGAAGGUCACCGUGCCUAGCGAGUAUGAGGUUGAUCGGAUAUGGUCAAAGACGAAGGGGUUCUAUAAUGUGGAAAUUUACAUUCCAAAGAGGACGUACAAACAUAAACUCUUGGGCACACGUUGGUGA
Messenger RNA from Penicillium mononematosum, 786 nucleotides. RefSeq lists its product as uncharacterized. The record is from RefSeq and is a predicted model, not a curated record. The transcript has 2 exons. NCBI's taxonomy places the organism in Eukaryota, Fungi, Ascomycota, Eurotiomycetes, Eurotiales, Aspergillaceae. Bases 1 to 786 code for a protein of 261 amino acids.